This is a messenger RNA of Paraglomus occultum, 648 nucleotides long. The record is from the annotation of a GenBank genome assembly. Lineage: Eukaryota; Fungi; Glomeromycota; Glomeromycetes; Paraglomerales; Paraglomeraceae.
AUGAACAUCUUUAGACUCGUUGCAGAUUUGAUGCAUUUGGCAUCAAUAUUUAUUUUAUUAUUAAAAAUUCAGAAAACAAGAUCAUGCGCAGGCAUCUCGUUCAAAACGCAACUUCUUUAUGCUGUAGUCUUUAUAGCGCGAUACCUUGAUCUUUUCACUACUUGGAUCUCACUAUAUAACUUUUUGAUGAAAAUCUUUUUUAUAUCAUCGUCUCUAUACAUACUCUGGUUAAUGUACGCCAAAUUUAGAGCAACCUAUGACCCGAAUCUGGAUACGUUCAAAGUCGAAUAUCUAGUGGUACCAUGUUGUCUUAUUGCCCUCAUAUUUAACUGGGAUGUAAACAUUUUAAACAUAAUCUGGGCGUUUUCUAUUUAUCUCGAAGCGGUGGCUAUACUUCCACAGCUAUUCAUGCUCACCCGUACGGGAGAAGCAGAGACUAUUACGACACAUUAUUUGUUUGCCUUGGGUGCAUAUCGAGGAUUAUAUAUAUUAAAUUGGGUUUGGCGAUACACUCAAGAAGGCUAUGUCGAUUACACUGUAUGGAUUGCUGGAAUAGUUCAGACAGCACUAUACAGUGAUUUCUUUUAUCAUUAUUACAACAAAGUAUUACACGGAAAGAAAUUUACUUUACCACCAAGUGUCGUUUAA